This is a messenger RNA of Melanaphis sacchari, 2295 nucleotides long. RefSeq lists its product as uncharacterized. The record is from RefSeq and is a predicted model, not a curated record. Bases 999 to 1382 code for a protein of 127 amino acids. The transcript has 2 exons. NCBI's taxonomy places the organism in Eukaryota, Metazoa, Arthropoda, Insecta, Hemiptera, Aphididae.
UUGCUAUUUUGAGCGUAUACUCGUAUACUCCACGUAUACGUUCGUUUUAAAUCCACAUUAUUGUCAUAUUUUCUUGGGCCAUCGAAGACGGUCGACCUGAAGUCCAUGGACGAAAAAAUUCAAACCGACACACACAAGUGGCGCACAUAUUAUACGGCGAAACAAAUUCUAUCCGCUGAGAGUGCCCGCGGACUGACGGUUUUGUAUAAAUUUGUGUUCGAUAAAAACAGACGAACGAAAUCUAUAAACGCGAAACAUAAUAUUUUAUCAUAUCACGACGGAGGUCGAACGCGCAGUAAUAUAACUUCGAAUAAAAGCGCCGACAAUUGAAAUUCGUAGUGCAUGGAUAGUUGACGGGCUUGAUGCAGAGAAACUCAUGGCUUGUGCGCGUUGUAUACACUCGUAAAUUGCACGAGUCGGCGGAAGAACGAACGUCGCUGUCUGCAAUACUGUGACAUUAUAUUUUUAGUAUCGAAACAAUCUCAACGCGAUGGCGAACGUCAAAAACGACCCAUUCGAAGUUCGAAAACAUGGACAAUACCGCACGUCAAUAAGAUAGCUAUUCGUACUUCGUACCCUCCACCAUCCGCGUUGCGCACCGUUAUCGUGCGUGUUCGCCGUCGCGAACCGGCUUUUUCGGACACCGCCGCACUUUAGUAUUUACAAUAUUUACAUCAUUAGUCAUUACGCAUUACCGUUUUCGCUGCUAUCGACGUCGGCGAGUGGUGCGACGUGACCGUCGUUCCGCAGUUUUUUUUUUUUUUUUGUCAGUGUCGCCAUUCGGUUUUGUUAGCCGUGCGGAUCGUAUUUAAAACGUAAGCGUAGUCGGUUUUACCGCCAAACGACGGCGUCCGGCAAAUGCAUUUUUUACUGUCCGCCACAAUCCACGUGGUCGGUGUCCAGCGUCGUUGCUGAACCUCUUGCGAUCGUUAUUGUCGUCGUCAUCCAGUCGAGUGCGCCGACUUUUCGAAACACGUGAAUAGAGUUAUGUCUAUAAUAUGUGGCGCUUUCAUGCCAAUGUCGAUGCCAUCAUCGAUACCACCGUCAGCGCCACCGUUGAUGCCAUAAUCGAUGCCACUGUCCAUACCGUCGUCUAUGGCACUAUAAAUACUACAGUCAAUUCCACCGUCGAUGGAACUGUCGAUGCCAUCGUAGGUGACGGAGCAAUCGUGGAUGGCGACGACCCGGCAAAGGAGAGAUGCGCGGAAUUUCAUUUGGCAGAGAUCCACAUACGUAUAGCAACAGAAUACAAGAAGAAGCCAUACAGAAACGCAGAGGGCGAUUUGCCACUGCAUGGCGACGUGCUUAUGCUGUUGCUGUGUGCAUUGAGAAGGCGUUCGCAGGAGCUACCCCUACUUCCCUUUGCCGAAGACAUAGGAUAGGACGACUGCGACUAGACAGAGCACGCACAGUGCCCGGCGGUAAGUCACUGGAGCGUGUUCUCUGAGGCCACUCACGGCGCGACGGGAUUUGGGGGCGACGCGUGUUUGGUCGCUGACGCGGUCGACCAUCGUAACGGUUCGGCGGACGUCCGACUGUUUUGGUGUUGCUGAGCGACGACGGACGAUAACGACAACUAGCUAGCGGUACCCGAUCGCCCCCGAUGACGGUGCUGACGACGACUCUCUAAGGCGGCGGCGGAGAUUUUGGCGCGGGGUAAGUGACAAUUUUCAUUUGAGCUUACAGGAACACGGACGUGAGAAUUCAACGUUUCACAGGGUUCGACGAAGGCGCGCGACUCCGGCUACUACGGGAUGCGAUGAUCCCGGUCGACUGCGGGACGCCAGGGACAAAACCCUCGGACUUUGGAGAGUAAAUCUGGUCGAUGACUCUAUUUCGUCCCGAGGCGAUCCGCGACCGGCCGUGUAACGUUUCCGAUAGCCGCCUAUUCCGCAGGCUUAGAUUCUCGUUUGUCCCAUGCCGUUUCCGUUUCCGCCGCCGUCAGACUAAAAGCCGUCAUUGUCUGCACGGCCAUCUGACGCGUGCAUGACAUCGCGUACUAUAGCCGUUCGCUCGUCAGUCGUCGCUCACGUCACCGAAGCUGUCCGGACCUCAUCUGCCGUCUCGUGGUCGUCGCGUUGCGCACCCGAGUAAAACGCGUCCGUGAAAUUCGUCUGCCCGUGGGACCGGUCGCGAGGACGUUGUGAAGGUGACCAAUGGCCUGUUUUCCACCUAUUGCACCCAUUCGCCAUCUCGUAUCUCCUCAACCUAGUUUAUUGUGUCGUCCUGCCGAUGUUCUUUUUUGUUUAUAUUACUUGUUUAUCUGUUUUUUCUCAUCUAACUUCUCACAUUGAU